AUGCUAAUGUGCAUUACAAAGCAUCGAGUGAUGUCGGCUGUCUUGCAAUGGAUUGGGACGAAGUAUCCGAAUGUCACCGGAAUCUCUUUAUCCAACAAUCGAAUCUGUCACAUGGAAAAUCUUUCAACUCUUGCGAAAACAGUCAAAUCUUUGAAAUACUUAGAUUUGAGUCACAAUCAGAUUUCGAAUGAAGAUGAGCUUGAGAAACUUGGAACGCUUUCACUGGAUCAAUUAGUUUUCGAAGGAAACCCAGUCUGUGAGCGUUUCUCUCAAGUGUCGGAGUAUGUAAAUUUUAUCCAGAAGUCGUUCCCGAAGUGCUCUAAUUUGGAUGGCCUUGAAGUGACUCCGAAAGAAAAACGCUUCGAUUUGGACAAAUUUAUACCGUUUAGAAAUGGAUACUAUGGCAAUGACGAAGUACGAACACUUGUUGAAGAAUUCAUCAUCGCAUAUUACAAGAUUUACGACGGCAUAGACGGGCAACAAACAAGAAAAACGUUGCUGAAUGCUUAUGAUGCUACUAAUGCGACAUUCACAAUUACUGUCACAUGCCUCUGGGAUCCAUACAAGUACACUAUGUACCCAGAUAGUGAGUGCUACCGCAUGUACUUGCGUAAUUCGCAUAACGUUCUCAAUCAAGAGUUCUUCGCUGCGAAUCGUGCUUCGCGAAUCUCGCAUGGCGCGAUGGAUAUCGUUGUGGCAUUAUCGAGACUUCCAGCCACUGUACAUCUGAUGGACACAUUCGUUGUCGACGUCUUUCUCGUUUCAUCGGAACUGCUUGGAUUUACUUUACAUGGAACUUUCCGAGAUGGAAGUUUGGUUGACCAAAACGAUAACAAUGGCCCAGAGAACUACUUCACAAGAACAUUCAUGGUCGCACCGAAAGGAGAAGGAAAAGUGGCUGUUAUCUCGGAUCAAUUGUUCAUCAGCUCAAUGUCGAAGAGACGCAACGAGAAAUAUCGCAAACUGGUCGACACUGCAACCGACAUUGACGAAUAA
Caenorhabditis remanei is the source of this 996-nucleotide messenger RNA. RefSeq lists its product as uncharacterized. The coding region runs from base 1 to 996 and encodes 331 amino acids. The transcript has 7 exons. Gene Ontology annotation, cellular component: nucleus. Gene Ontology annotation, biological process: poly(A)+ mRNA export from nucleus. Gene Ontology annotation, molecular function: protein binding; RNA binding. NCBI's taxonomy places the organism in Eukaryota, Metazoa, Nematoda, Chromadorea, Rhabditida, Rhabditidae. The record is from RefSeq and is a predicted model, not a curated record.